Messenger RNA from Phyllopteryx taeniolatus (common seadragon), 3707 nucleotides. It is a transcript of the gene vangl2, whose product is annotated as VANGL planar cell polarity protein 2. The record is from RefSeq and is a predicted model, not a curated record. The coding region runs from base 302 to 1885 and encodes 527 amino acids. Gene Ontology annotation, cellular component: plasma membrane. Gene Ontology annotation, biological process: Wnt signaling pathway, planar cell polarity pathway; multicellular organism development; establishment of planar polarity. Lineage: Eukaryota; Metazoa; Chordata; Actinopteri; Syngnathiformes; Syngnathidae. The transcript has 7 exons.
CGACCACCUCUGCUCUCCCUGCCUUGACUCUCCUACCCACCAACCUCUCCCGCCCCUCUCCUCCUCUUCCUCCUUCCCCCGCCCCCCUGGCCCACCGCCUUCUCCCACGGCUCCCUCCUCGACCUCCAAGAUAGAUUCCCUCAGGAGCAAGGUUGACCUGCUCAAGCUGCCGCUGGCCCUCUCAACCAAGUCUAUCUCAGAGCGCAAGAGCCAGCUGGGCGGCGUCGGCAAGCCGUGCAGCACGGGCGGAGGAGGAGGAGGAAGCGGGGCUCGCAAAGCCCGCUCGCCGCCCACCAGAGACAUGGACAACGAGUCGCAGUAUUCGGGAUACUCGUACAAGUCUUCCCACUCCCGGAGCUCCCGCAAGCACAGGGAUCGGCGGGACCGCCAUCGCUCCAAAAGCAGAGAUGGCAGCAGCCGCGGAGACAAGUCGGUGACAAUUCAGACGCCCGGAGAGCCGCUGCUGGAUGCAGAAUCCACUCGCGGAGAUGACCGGGAUGACAACUGGGGCGAGACCACAACUGUGGUCACGGGGACGUCGGAGCACAGCAUCUCCAACGAGGACCUGACGCGAGUCACCAAGGACCUGGAAGAGUCGACGCCUCUGGAGUGCAAGCGCUUCCUGGGCCCAGCACUGGGCGGCUGCCUGAGCUUUUUCGCGCUGGUGACGCCGCUGGCUUUCCUGGUGCUGCCGCAAGCGCUGUGGCGCGAUGCCCUGGAGCCUUGCGGCACGCCCUGUGAGGGCCUCUAUGUCUCGCUAGCCUUCAAGCUGCUAGUGCUGCUCAUCUCUUCGUGGGCCCUGUUCCUCCGGCCGCCGCGCGCCACCCUGCCGCGCUUCUUCGUCUUCCGCUGCCUGCUCAUGGUGCUGGUCUUCCUCUUCGUGGCGUCCUACUGGCUCUUCUAUGGUGUGCGUGUGCUGGAGCCCCGUGAGCGUGACUACCGUGGCAUCGUGGAGUAUGCGGCCUCGCUGGUGGACGCGCUGCUCUUCAUCCAGUACCUGGCGUUGGUCCUGCUGGAGGUGCGCCACCUGCAGCCCGCCUUCUGCCUCAAGGUGGUGCGCAGCACAGACGGGGCUAGUCGGUUCUAUAACGUGGGCCACCUCAGUAUCCAACGGGCAGCCGUGUGGGUGUUGGACCAUUACUACAACGACUUUCCCGUCUACAAUCCCGCCCUGGUCAACCUGCCCAAGUCCAUUCUGUCCAAGAAGAUGACAGGCUUCAAAGUCUACUCGUUGGAUGAAAAUCCCGCCAACAAUUCGACAGGCCAGUCGCGCGCCAUGAUCGCCGCAGCCGCCAGGAGGCGAGACAACUCCCACAACGAGUUCUACUACGAGGAGGCGGAGAUGGACCGUAGGAUCCGCAAGCGCAAGGCCAGGCUGGUGGUAGCGGUAGAGGAGGCAUUUACGCACAUCAAGCGCCUCCACGAGGAGGAGGCGGCGUCGACCUCGUCCCCCAAGCACCCUCGGGAGGUGAUGGACCCCCGUGAGGCGGCGCAGGCCAUCUUCGCCCCCAUGGCGCGGGCUAUGCAGAAGUACCUGAGGACCACGCGACAGCAGGCCUUCCACAGCAUGGAGAGCAUCCUCACGCACCUGCAGUUCUGCAUCACGCACAACAUGACGCCCAAGGCCUUCCUGGAGCGUUACCUGAGCCCAGGGCCCACCAUGCAGUACCAGCAGCACAACGACAGGGGGCGCCAGUGGACGCUGGUGAGCGAGGAGCCAGUAACGUCGGCGCUGCGCCAAGGCCUGGUCUUCUCCGUGCGCCGCCUCGACUUCUCCCUGGUGGUCACUGUCACGCCGCUGCCCUUCCUGCGCCUCGGCGAGGAGUUCGUGGACCCCAAGAGCCACAAGUUCGUCAUGCGGCUCCAGUCCGAGACGUCCGUUUGAAGGCCCGCGCUCUCCCCGAGAAUGGGGGGAGAAAAAAAAAAACCUUCAAUCAGCUCCUGAUGCCUUGGACUCGUCUUUUCCGUGUUGGUGAUGAAACAUGCUGGGAAAAAAAGGCAUAUUUUUUUCUUUUUUUUAACAAAGGCGCCUUUUUUUGUUGUAACCACUUGAACUACGUGACCACCACCACGACUGCGAUGCCACAACUUCUCGUCUCAAAAACUGUGACCGCAACACACCACCACUGCCUCCCCGCAGCUGGUUCCUGACCAAUUUACACAUUUUUUAUUGUUUUUAUAGUCUCGUACAAAGCAGGAUUGAAAGCCGCACUGACAAAAAAGAGCAACAACAAAAAAACACAUUAGCCUAAUAGCAUACUUGCCUAAGUCAUUUUUUAAGGUUUUCGGAAAACAACAACAACAAACAAGACCAACAAAUUUAACAUGCAAGAAGAGUCCAGUUGCCUCGAUUCAACCUUUUUCGGAUUACCGUGACCUGGAUGACCGAGAAUCUACACAAAGAAAGAAAUCUACACAAACUUUUUUCCGGUAUUGAUUUUGUGACAGUAAGUUAAAAAUAACUUGUGCAAUUAUGCUGUUAGGCUAAUGAAAUAGCUUCAUAUAUAUAUAUAUAUAUUUUUUUUUUAAAGACAAAAAAUUUUAAGCGUACUAGAAUGAAGUUGCAUUUUUCGGGAGUAAAGUCAUAUUUUUGCAGAUGAACAGUUCAAAUUUUUUUUUCAAGAGCAAAGUGGUAAUAUUGUGAGAUCGAAGUUGUAUAAGCAACAAUGUAGGCAUACUAAAUUUUUGAACGGACAUGAUUUUACCAUAUUAAGAUUGACUUACCUUAUUCUUGAAAAAAAAAAAAGUGAUUUAUUUUCAUGUAUUUGUUUUAUCACAACAGUGACUUUGUUUUCUUAAAAAAAAAAAAAACUAUUGAUAAACUUGAUUACUAUACUCAAGAUUGGGGUUAAAACCGUUGCCGCUGACAAAUUCCUCCGUCGAUUAACGCCCUGCUGAAUUUCAACGGAAAACAAAGGGAAACCCGAAUCCGCGAUGGAGGUUUUUGAUUGAUAGCUGGAGGUGGGAUUUUCAGAGUACUCAGUGGAGUUGGGAUUUUCAGAGUACUCAGUGACAAGCCCACAGCGUCAGGAAGCUCAAAGAAUGUCUCGAUUCCUGACCAUUUUGAAGCCUGAUUUCACAUACUUUUUUUGUUUUUUUGUUACUGCUAUUUUUUUUUGUCCAGUCAUUCAUUGUCUGGCUUGUUAACUUGAAUUUAAAAUAAAUUUUUUGAGCCUGUUUAGUGGCACUUUAAGCUUCUGACUUUUUUUUUUUUUUUUUUUUUUUUGAAAGAUGUUUUCUUCCAAAAAAACAAAACAAUUUUUUUCUUGAAUAUAGCUUCAUCCUCAUGGGAUGGCAACUUUUUGAGGGUGCGGGGGACGAGAGUACAUUAUUGGAAAAGUCAGACAUUUUGAAAAAUGUGACAUAAUCCUUGAAAAAUGUGACUUCAUUCUUGAAAAAUAUGAUUUUAUUCUUGAAACUUACUCUUGAUUUUUAUUCCAACCCCCCCCCCCCCCCCCCCCCCCCCUUCAGUGCAGCCUUGAUCCUCAUUGGUACUCACAACAGAAUGUAGCAUCUUGUGGUCAAAUAACACUUUUCUGAUAUAUGAGAACACUUCUCUCUUUGUAUGUUCAUGUUUUUGGUUCACAUCGACAUUUCACUUUACACAAAAAUGACACCUUAACACAAAAAAAAAAUACUUAAAAAAAAAAAAAAAAGCAACAUUUUGCUUCCAGUCCAUAUAGCUUUAACUACAGAUGACAGCAUAA